AACCCCCACCACCAAACGUAAACACACACACACACGCACACACACAGACAGACAGACUCGUGUGUUUCCUGUUUUUCUCUAAACCUAAGGAGAUCAUCAUGACACGGGACAGGCUGAAGGAGUUCCAGGAGCAGAGCAAGGUCCCGGGUGGCUCAGAGGCGACGGUGGUGACCAUGGAAGGCAGCGACGACCAGAAGGAGCUGCUGGAACUCCUCGACAAGAUUGGGCCGCUCUAUGACAAGCUGAAGGGCAUGGGGGAUCACGUCUCGGAGCUCCGGCGGAUGGUGCAUGACAACGACAGCCGGCAGGAGGUUGAGGACACGGUUGCCGGCAUCAAGGGUGACGCUAAGAAACUACGCUCAGACCUCGAGGCUGUGAAGCAGAAGGGGGGCAAGAGUACCGGCGUGGUGCAGCAUGUGGCCCGGACUCACCACUUCUCGCUGGGCGUUCUGCUGACCCAGGUGUUGCAGGAGCUCUCGUCCAUGCAGGUGGAGGCCCAUAACAGACACACGCAAUAUGUCAGGAAGGAGCUCAUUAUUACAGGCCAGGUCGGGUACGAUGAGGAGGAACUGGAGAACCUCAUAGAAGAGUCGACGGAAAUCUUCACGCAAAACCUGAUUCGGCAAACCACGAUGGCCAAACAGCAGCUGAACGACUUGCAGGAGAGACACGAGGCCUUUGUCAAGCUCGAGAAGUCCAUCCUCGAGCUGCACACACUCUUCCAGGAGAUUGCACUGUUGGUCCGGGAGCAAGGCGACGUGGUGAGCCGGAUAGAGAACAACGUAUUCGAGGCCCAGACCAAGACCGAGAAGGGGCGCAUAGAGCUGGUGCAGGCGCGGCAGAACAUGAAGAAGGCGCUGAAGAAGAAGUUCAUCUGCGGCAUCAUCCUGGGCGUGGUUCUCCUCAUCGUGGUCCUCGGCAUCGUGUUCUCAUUUCUGCCGUGAGUGAAAAGCAACUCUGACCUAACCUAAGACACUCCCCACUGCCCAUCAUGCCUGGACCAUUCCCUGUACCAUCACCUCGCCAGCCCCAUCACUUAUGUAUACCCCCCAUCACAUUUCCCCUUCCCCCAAGGACACAUACCCACUGCCCAUCAUGCCUGGACCAUUCUCUGUACCAUCACCUCAAUAU
Molecule: messenger RNA, 1131 nt
Organism: Eriocheir sinensis (Chinese mitten crab)
Lineage: Eukaryota; Metazoa; Arthropoda; Malacostraca; Decapoda; Varunidae
Product: syntaxin-like
Exons: 7
Coding region: 99-944 (281 amino acids)
Biological process (GO): vesicle fusion; intracellular protein transport; exocytosis
Cellular component (GO): endomembrane system; SNARE complex; plasma membrane
Molecular function (GO): SNARE binding; SNAP receptor activity
Source: RefSeq, a predicted model, not a curated record